This is a messenger RNA of Grus americana (Whooping crane), 3230 nucleotides long. RefSeq names its product small nuclear ribonucleoprotein U11/U12 subunit 48 (gene SNRNP48). Gene Ontology annotation, cellular component: U12-type spliceosomal complex; cytosol; nucleoplasm. Bases 71 to 988 code for a protein of 305 amino acids. NCBI's taxonomy places the organism in Eukaryota, Metazoa, Chordata, Aves, Gruiformes, Gruidae. The record is from RefSeq and is a predicted model, not a curated record. The transcript has 9 exons.
CCUCAGUAAAGAUGGCGCCGGCCCCGCCCCCCUGUCGCGGAACCUCGGCGGCCGCCCCGCCUGCAGCGCGAUGGCGGCUCGGAGCGCCGUGUGGCUCGGGGACCCGGUGGAGCGGGUGCCGUGCCCCUACGACGUCCAUCACCGCGUCCCCCGAGCGUCGCUGGAAAGGCACGCCGCGUCCUGCCGGCUCCGCAAGAUGGGCUACUCCGCCGAGGAGGAGGCUGAGAUGUACGACUCCAGCUUUUUCUACGAAAACCUGAAGGUUCCCACCGUGGCCAUGGAUAAAGAUCUGCAGUUUCACAUUGUUAAGCAAGCUAGAGCUCAAAGCGCGAAAGAAGGUACCAGCUACAGCGAAGGAUCUUACUCAUUACUGCCUGUAGAAGUGCCUCAAAAUCACAAGCGUUUUACCUGUGACCUGACUCAAGCCGAUCGCCUUGCUCUUUAUGAUUAUGUUGUUGAGGAAACAAAGAAACAGAGGUCUAGAUCCCAAAUCAUGGAAAAUGACAGUGACCUCUUUGUGGAUUUGGCAGCAAAAAUCACCCAAGAUGAUAGUCAGAAAGGUCCGAAGUCCCAUCUUGAAAUUCUGGCUGAAAUGCGAGACUACAAAAGGCGGCGGCAAUCAUACAGGGCCAAGAAUGUUCAUAUAACAAAGAAGUCGUACACUGAGGUGAUUCGCGAUGUGAUUGGUGUGCAUAUGGAAGAACUCAGCAAUCAGUGGCAGGAAGAGAAUAGGUUGGAUAAUGCAGAGAUAUGUGAAGGAGGGAAGUCAAAAUCUUCAGGAAGAAAGGAGGACAGGCGGUCAGCAUCAGUGGACUCACGGCAGUCUGGAGGAAGCUGUAAGGAUACUGAACGCACCAGACACAGGAGAGAGAGCAGCAGGAGUCCAAAUAAACGAAAAAGGAGUCACGAAAGAGGCAAAGACAGAGAUUCUUGGAGAAAAAGAGAAAGGGAUGAAGACAAAUACCACAGCCAUAAAAGAAGAAAGUAGAACAAGAACCUAAUUACUUUGUCCGAUGUUCAAAAAAAUCACUUGCACAGGAACUAUCAUAACUGCUGUUGUGCCAGGGACAGUAAUGCUGCGUAUGUAAUAUUGGUGUUGCAUCACAGCCGUGCUUGGAAAUGAUCGUUAAUGGAUAUAGAACAGAGCUAAUCCCUGGAGUCUAGGAUCAGCUACAAAUGGAACAGACAUGAAGAAAGCUCUCCUCCUACCUUCCCACCUGACACUGUCACCUCUGGGAACAGCGUUCCAGAAAGACAGCACUCGCUGUCUAGUUACAGCAUGUACCAGAGGUGAGAGGGCAGAUUUCAGAGUUCUCUAACAGGCUAAAAGAUCUUCAACUGCAGCUAGUGGUAAAAGGACAGAAACAGGAAAGUUACUGUUCCCAAGCUCAUGCUCAAAGAAAUUUAGGACCAACAUCAUUUGGCAAAGGUGGUGAGACUAUAGCUCUCCACAGAAACCAGUGGGGAGGUACCGAGGACACUUGUAAUGUUACUGAUGGCCAUUUUCAAACAGUGGGUGCAUACCCAUUUCCUUCCAGAAAUAACUAGGAGGAGUUUCCAUCCUAUAGACUAACAUAAGUAUUAGUGACAGAGAUUGAUAAAAACACUUCAGACAUGCAGGUACUUAAUAAGGGUGUGCAGGAGCAUUCCACUUGACUUCAGUGAUGUUUUUAUUAUAUCAAUUUCUAAUCCUCUUAAUUCCUCAGAGAAUAUGCUACAGCACAAUCAGUCAUCAUCAGUCAAGUUUCUUACUUACUUCAACAAAGUAAGCAACUAUAAAAGAUCCAUCUUUCCUACAAUACUUUCUUCUGUUUGAGUUGCCAGGAGAGGGCACUCCAUAUGCUCCUGUUUUUGGCCUCCUCUGGUACUGGAAUCUUUCCAGUUUUACUGUAGCCACUACUAUGCUGUCUCUUGUCUCAAUUGUUUCUGCAAUUAAGUGUGAUUAUCUGUCACUAAAUACUUAGUCUAGUUCUGAUUUAGACUUCUCUACCUACUACAGCUGUUCAACUCAAAACCAAACUGAAGUGUCAGGCAUUCCUUCCCUAUAUGACAAAUGCAGUAGUUUUUCCUGUCAGAAAACAAGAUGUAUUUUAAAACAGAGCCUUAAUUAGACAAGUGCAUCUAUGAAUGGAAAAGGAUAUCUAAGUUCUGAAAGGGUCCUAAUUAGAGGGAAAACAAUAUGGAACCAUGGCAGUCCUUUUUUGAGUUGACGUUUCUUCUGCCAGCUCAGCCAAAGGGUUCUCAUGAAGUUCUCUUGAGUAAGGCCUGGUCAAGCGAUUCGUUUAAUAGAGCUUGUUCAUGCAGACAAGGUAGUCAAAAACAAGCAGUACUUGUGUAAGAGUCAAAGUCAGUGCUAUCCAGAAGCAUAGUAAGAAAUGCACCAAUUAGACCUGUCCACUCUUCUCUAAAUUUAUUUGUGUUUUACUUCUUUUCUUACAAUCACAUGUGAAGUAUAGGUAGGAAGAUCCAUCACAAAAUACAUUUUACUCAAUAUAAACAAAUGAGUGAAGAUAUCACUCCCUAGGUGUGAGCAUCGGUAUUUGAGAGGCAGGAGAACUGCAUAACUGUAUUCAAUUAACAUCCACCAAAGGGCCAUUUCAACAGCAGGAUAAAGAAAAGGAAGUGCCAGAGAAGAGGAUCAUCUUGUAUUUUAAUGCACAAAUAACGGUCCUUUGAACAGAAACUGUCUGGCAUGUAUUUUUUCCUUCCUUCCCCCAUGCCCCUCUCACCUGGUGCUGAGGAGUAAGGUUGAUCAAAGCAGUGUUGAGGGCUGGGUCAGAAAGUUUCUGAGCAGCACCAUGCCAGUUUGUUGGUCGCUGGAAAGGAAUAAACCAAAUGUUUUAGAACAACACUAACAUGGUAAGUCCUAGCGUGGUGGGCAAGAUACAAUUGAGGAUUAUAUUAAUAGUAAGCAAGAGUACUAUUAUUAAAAAGUAGUUCUUAUUAAAAAUCGUCAGUCUGGUAACUAAUGACAAAACCAAGCCAGUUCAUUUGUGGACUUGUGCGUUUUUGAGCUCCCAUGGACACGGAGCUGGUAGCAGUCGAGGCAAAGACCGAUUCCAGAUAGAGGGUAGGAAGGGUCAGUGUCUGUCUGCAAAUGUGCCACAUAGGCAGUAGUCAAAGGACAAGCCCGUUGCAGAUCUUUUAAAAUAGUUUAAAAAUAAAGUGCAUUUUGUGUGACCUGUGUGUGACUAUGGAUAAAAUGAGUGGGAGUUUAUCCACUGAGAGCU